CCCGCCCGCGCACUGAGGUGAGGGGGUGGGUGCCAUGAGCCCCGGGCCGGCGGGUGCCCUGCUCGCGCUGUGCUGCCUGCUGGCCUGCCUGCUGGACACGGCCUCGCCGCAGGCCCUCGCCACGGCCACGACCCCACAGGCCUCGACCCGCCAGGCCCAUCAGGUCCACCGGGCCCCCACCCCGUACAAGAAGAACAUCACCAUCGGCUACCUUACGGCCGUCAAGGGAGACCUCAAGGAUCGUCAGGGGCUGGCCGUGUCCGGGGCGCUCACCAUGGCCAUCGAGGAGAUCAACAAUGAUACAAAUCUUCUUCCCUGGGUUAAUCUAAACCUGCGCUGGAAUGACACUCGUGGGGAUACCGUGAUUACCACCCGGUGUAUUGUUGAUAUGUUGUGUGAUGGAGUCUCUGCAUUUAUUGGUCCUGAAGGGCCAUGUCAUGUGGAGGCCAUUGUUGCUCAGUCUAGAAACAUACCUAUGAUAAGUUAUAAAUGUUCAGAUUACAAGGCAUCAAUGGCCUCCACUUUUGCAAGGACAGAGCCACCAGAUAUUCAGGUUACAAAAUCUUUGAUCUCAUUGCUCCGUUAUUACCAUUGGGCAAAAUUUACAAUACUCUAUGAGGAAACAUGGAGUACUGUUGCUGCUUCACUUCAUGAUCAGGCUGUUCAUAACAACAUGUCUGUGCAAGAACAGUUGGAAGUAACUGAUUCUCAUAAGUGCUGUGAAGACAAACUAAAAUGUUGCCAAUCCAACUAUUGGUAUAGACUAGUUCAGAAAACUAAAAAUAACACUCGCAUAUAUGUAUUUCUAGGCAAUCCCAACUUAUUGAUUGAUUUGAUGGGUGCAAUGCAAACUCUUCAGCUCUUUGACCAAGGUGAAUAUAUGGUCAUCUAUGUAGACAUGAUGACACACUCUGUAAAAGAAGCUGUCAAGUAUUUAUGGAAGGUUCCGGAUUAUACCAGUAAACCUGAUUGUUCAUUUGAUGAGAAUUUUCAAAAGAGAGCAAGGUCAUUGUUGGUUAUUGUUUCUUCCCCUCCGACACAUGACUACCAAAAUUUUACUCAACGAGUAAGAUAUUACAAUAGCAAGCCUCCUUUCGUGUUCCCCACCCCACCACUUUUUACUAGCAGUCUGUUUCAAAAGCAUGUAUCCAUUUAUGCUGCUUAUUUGUAUGAUUCAAUAAAACUUUAUGCCCAUGCUCUGGACAAAUUGUUGCGAGAACAUUUGCUGAAAGGUGACUUAACUGAAGAAGAUAUUGAUCGAAUUGCUAGUAAUGGUACUCAUAUAAUUGAAAAUAUAAGAAAUCAAACAUACACAAGUGCUACCGGAGCUACAAUUAAAAUUGAUGAGCAGGGUGAUUCAGAAGGAAACUUUUCUGUCCUUGCUUUAAAACCAUUUAAACUCAAAGUGGACAAUUUUUCAUGUAACUUUCACAUGAUACCAGUGGGACAAUUUCAUCAAGGAAAGUCGCCUGAAUACAAACUCAACUCGCCGAACAUGCAAAUUGAUUGGCCUGGUGGUCACAAACCAGAGGAUGAGCCCAAUUGUGGAUUUAAUAAUGAGCUCUGCCCCAAAGAUCAUUCUCAUCAAGGAGGGGUGGUUGCUGCUGGAACUUUAGCUGUAUUACUUUUCUGUGCAAUCGUUGUAACUGUCAGUAUCUAUAGAAAAUGGAAAAUAGAACAAGAAAUUGAAGGUCUUUUAUGGAAAGUAGAUCCAGCUGAAAUCCGAGGCUAUUAUCAGACUGAUAUGGUUUCAUCACCUAGUAAGCUAAGUCUUGUCAGUGCCACAUCCUAUGAGUCUCGUUACGGUCCUCAAGUAUUUGCUGCUACAGCACAGUACAAAAGUAUUGCAGUUAGAAUAAAAGAAUUGAAAUUUUCCAAAAAGAAAGACAUUUCUCGAGAAAUAAUGAAGGAAAUGAGGCUUCUUAGAGAGAUUCGACAUGAUAAUAUAAAUCUCUUCCUAGGAGCUGCAAUUGAGCCCAUGCGUAUUCUUCUAUUAACUGACUACUGUGCAAAAGGCAGUUUAUAUGAUAUUGUUGAAAAUGAAGACAUUAAAUUAGAUAAACUAUUUAUAGCUUCUCUAGUUCAUGAUCUCAUAAAGGGAAUGCUGUACAUUCACAGUUCUGUCCUUGUCUGUCAUGGGAAUUUAAAAUCUUCUAACUGUGUUGUGACAAGUAGGUGGGUGCUGAAAAUAACUGACUUUGGUUUGCAUGAAUUGCGACACAGUGCAGAGAGUGGUAGCAUAGGGGAGCACCAAUAUUUUCGAAAUCAAUUUUGGAAAGCUCCAGAACUUUUAAGAGACAGUAAUACAUCAAUAAGAGGAACUCAAAAGGGAGAUAUUUAUGCAUUUGCUAUAAUAUUAUAUGAAAUUCUUGGAAGACAUGGACCAUUUGGAAUUCAUAACAUGGAGCCCAAAGAAAUUGUCGACCUCGUUAAACAUCCUCCACCUAGUGGACCAUUCAGACCUGAUGUUGAUAUGCUUAGAGACAAUGACAAUGAAUGCCCUGAGUAUAUAUUACAAUGCAUGCAAGACUGCUGGACUGAAAAUCCAGAGCAUAGACCAGAUUUUCAUGCAAUUCGGUCUCGACUGAAAGGAAUGAAGGAGGGGAAAUAUCGCAACAUUAUUGACCAAAUGAUGGAUAUGAUGGAGAAAUAUGCUUACAACUUAGAAGAUUUAGUAACAGAAAGAACUCGUCAGUUGUUUGAAGAGAAACAAAAAACAGAAGAUUUACUUCACAGAAUGCUCCCUGCGCCUGUUGCUGAUCGCCUAACACGAGGCAUUGGAGUUGAGCCGGAAUCAUAUGAUCUAGUUACAAUAUACUUUAGUGACAUUGUAGGAUUUACAGCAAUGUCAGCAGAGAGUACUCCACUUCAGGUGGUGAAUUUCCUGAAUGAUCUCUACACUUUAUUUGAUCGAAUUAUUAGAGGAUAUGAUGUUUACAAAGUUGAAACGAUCGGGGAUGCGUACAUGGUGGUUUCUGGGUUACCUCUGAAGAAUGACCGUCAUGCUGGAGAAAUUGCGUCCAUGUCCCUAGAAUUAUUAGAUGCAGUGAAAAAUCAUAGAAUUGCUCACCGUCCCAAUGACACACUUAAAUUGAGAAUUGGUAUUCAUACAGGCCCAGUAGCUGCAGGAGUUGUUGGUCUUACCAUGCCAAGAUACUGUUUGUUUGGGGAUACUGUAAAUACGGCCUCUCGAAUGGAGUCUAAUGGAGAAGCACUUAAGAUUCACAUAAGUCCUCAAUGCAAAGCAGCUCUUGACAAGGUUGGUGGUUAUAUCACCGAGGAGCGAGGUCUAGUCAACAUGAAAGGCAAGGGGGAAGUGAUGACAUAUUGGCUUACUGGUGCAACAGAUAAAGCCAUCCAAAAGCGAGAGGUUGAUAUUGCUGAUUUACCUCCCCUAUUUUGUCGACCCCGCCGAAGUCCGAAACUAAAUACAGAUUCUCGACAUGCCUCACUUUGUGGAUUUGGUGGAAUACCUGGAGCUGGCAGCAGGAGGCAAUCAAGUGUGCCUCGCGGUAACAGUCAAGAUGUCGAUAGUUCGUCUACUCUCGGCCUGGGUGGAAUUUCAGGUGGGAGUGUCUUAGGUGGUGUUCUAGGAAGCGGUGGUGUUCUAGGAAGCACAUCAGGAAAUCUGGCGGGUGUUGUUGCUGGAAGUUUGAACAAUAGCAGCAACAAUAGUCCAUCAGGCCGCCCAUUCCGAAAAGUUCAUAUUGCUAGUGGAGGCGAUGCUGCUUCUUCAAAAUCUACUCUUAAUAGCCAGACUCUACAAGAAAAUAAAACUGAAGAUUUAUCACAACAAACACAGCCAAGAACUAGAAGACUUCUCUCCUCUGUAGCCUCUUCAUCAGCCACUGCCGGAUACACUAGUGGUAGCGAUGAAGAAACAGAGCUUUCAAAAUGUGGUCCUGUUCGGGAAUCAAGAUCACUUGAUCCUUUCCCCAUGGAUUUGGAACUAGAGAAGCUACCUAGGAAGCAACCCCUUCUCUCUGAAGUCCGACGGAGAGGGACAAGGUCCUUAGAACACUGUGAAACAUUAGAUCGUGUUCGCCCUGUAUCAGAUAUUCCUUUCCGUUCACACAAGAACAACCAUUGUGCCUUUCCAAAUGGUGCUGUGUCUGGUGUUAGUCCUAGUACAAUAGCUGGUGCAAGCUCAGAAGAUGUUAGAGUGCCAUUAUUAGCACCAGCAGACUCACUUAUGCCUUGUGGUGCUGUGAUUGUACCAACAAAACGAUGGCGGUCUCUAGAACAACUGAAACCAAAUUCUACUGGCAACCAUCCUAUCUAUUUAAGAGAUGGGAAGAAAGCAGACGUUCAGGGCUCAAUUAAAAGUUGGUUAUUUGGUUUUUUUAAUGGCAAUGGGUUACGAUCCAGUGAGACAUCUUUACGGAAAGGAAUGAACAGUGGAUAUAACGAUCUUCAAAGUGAAAAGGAGAGUAUAGUGUGAAAAAAUUUCCGUGCAGAGAAACUCAGUGUAUUAUUGUGUGAAUCAGCACAAUUUUCAGUAGCUCUCUGAGUGAGUGCCUCUUUCUGUGAUUUGCUGAAUGUCAGAACCGUUGGUAUUUGGCUUCUAAAACGGACCAUUUUUUUUUUAACAAGAAAAAAAAAGCUAAGAUACUGUUUUUACAGAUGUGAUGUUCAGUGAUUUUUUAGUCCUCUUUAGAUUUUAUUUGCUUGUGAAGGGUCACUGAGGUUAGAUGAGAAUGCUGUAUGCUUUUUUUUUUUUUAAGGAAAAAAAAAGGCACAAACAAGUAAUUGUAAACCUUGAACCACUGUUCCCUACAAAUCAUCUCUCAUACCUAUUUUACUUUGUUUGUCAUAAGUUGUUUUUGUAAAUAUGCUAAAGAACUCUAUCUAUCCAUCAAUCUUUCUAUAUAUUUAAGUUAAUUAAUCUAUGUAACCACUGAAUAAUUUUUUAAGUGAAUUUCUUUUAUUUUUUAUUUUUUUGUCUUUUUGUUUACCUGGCUGCGCUAGCAUGUGUUAUCAGAAGAAUGACACUACAAAAUGCACAAAAGUGCUUAAUUGUCACCAUGUCACUAUCAUGGUACAAUUUAAUCCUCAGCUUUUUCUAGGAUCCUGAUAGGUAUGUUAAAAUACUAAUUAAAAUACUGUUUCAAAAUGUGUACUUUGGAACCCUCUGAAGUUUGAAGUUUUUAAAACAAUUUUCACAUUGCAAGAAUUUUUUCAAACUUACCUAUUUAUUUGUUUAAUUUUUUUUUUUCAUUGACAUUUUCUUGCAUUAUAGGUCUUCAAUCUGAGCUUAUUGAUUACCUAUAAUUCGUCGAAAUUGGGUACUGUAUAUGCUUACAGCCAGACCAGAGAGCACACAAGCUUCCCUGCUUGCUGUACUCAGUCAAUGAUUAUUGUUUUGAAUAUGAAUUGAAUAUGAAAAGUCACCCGUAUAGUUAUGAGGCUCAUUAUUGUACACUGACCAUUUGUUUCUACUUCUUGUGCAUCACUACAUCUCAAUUUAGGAGAGAGAUUAUAGGCUUGACAUGAUUUCCGAAAAAAUUAAUUUGCUUUGCUGCUUCUAAUUUGGUUGUCCUAGUUUUCCCCCUAUAUCAUUGAUGGACUCCAUUGGAAGCUAUUUGUGUGUUUGUUUGGUGAUACUUUGGCAACCAAGCAAAGUCUUGGUACUAGUCUUUUUUUGUGUGUCCUGUAUGCCCCUGUGUCCAUAUUAUUUGCAUGCAGAACAAUCUCCCUGCUCAUUUAGUUUUUAUAACUCACUAAACUGCAACAAAACAGUUGCUAUUUCAGCAAACUUUUAGGUUGUCACUGUAACUCAGCUGACUAUUCUUGUUUUUAAAUCAAAACAUUCCUUCUUAAUUAAAAAAAAAAUUAACAAAAAAGAAUAAUUUUAUCAGCUUAAAACUCUACAUGUGCCAUCAAUUCUUAUUUUGUGUGUGUGAGUGUGUGAGUGUGUGAGUGUGUGUGUGCAUGCAUGCAUGCUUCAAACAUUGCAUGCUUGUUUUCAUCAUAAUCAUCAAUCAAUGCUGUAUUGACAAUAGUAUAAAAUACUAUCGGGACUCAGGAUCUAUACCAUAAUGUUACUUCACAUGGUUUUGGUUGGUAGAACACUUCAUUAUUGUUGGUCUUUGACUGAUGUUUCAAAAACCAGCUUAUUUUAUUGCAAUUUUAAAAAAAUAAAAAAUUGGACAAAGCUUUUGUAGACUUUUAAGUUUCCACUGAAAGAGGAUUUUAAAUGAAGGUAUGUUGAUUGGUAUGUACUUUUGCUGUAAGCUUGCAGUUCACUUAGGUAGGGAACAAAUGGACAUGUGGAUGAUACUGAGCGUGAAUUUGAAAUUCUUUGCUAGUCACGACUAUUCAUGUGGUAUUCAGUGGUUAUAGAAAUUUUGUGUGAUUUAUAUGAAACCUGUGAUAUUCUCUCAUCUGCUUCAAAAGAUGGUUGUCAGUUUUCAAGGUCUGUGAAUUUCAAAGACAGCAGACACAAAAUUAACUUCUCUUUGGUUUAAGUAAUUCAUGUUUCUGUAGAAAUAGAUUAAAGGUACAUUAUAGUUCAGCUUUGACUUCAUUGUUAGUUUGUUGCAAUCGCUGGGUUCUACUUCAAGGGCGAGCAUUUUCUCAUCGGACUUGCUUGUGUGUAUCUUUUCUUGGUCUUCAUUAUAGUGCUCAUAUGAUUGUUUGGAUUUAUGUACCUCAAAUUAAAAAAAUUAUGUUCCUAUAUACUAACCUUUUGUUUUGCACUCGAUAUUCAAAUAGUGACUGUAGCUUUUUGUAAAAUUUAAGACAGUCUCGAGGCUGCGCACAGCUAUGCUCCGUCACCUCACUACCUGUAGUUUGGUGUGUUUUGAACUUGUCUGAAAAUUGCUGUCUUUGAAUUGUCUGCUUUGAUUGUAAGUACCGUGUGAACCCCAUAGAAGGGGUAAGUUCAAAUAAUGAAGAGAGUUGAUCAAUAACAGCGAUAAUCGCUUGCCCAACCUAUUAAAUGUUUUCUUACGAAGAUUCGUAGUUGCCUCAGGAAAUUGGUUCCACCCACCUUGUGUACUCUUACUUGAGCAGGUGCUGUGGUGUUUAUAAGAGCUUUUUUUUUUGUUAUUGUUGUUUUUAUGGAAGACUGUUAUUUAUAAUAAAACAAUUUAAUGUGGUAAUUAUUUUAUGCACUGUAAUGUGUUAAAACAAAUGAUCAGUACAUUUGGAAACAAAGUAAUGGAACGACAGAUGGCUGUGAAACAUAAUUAUAUUUUAUUCUUUUUUUUCUUUUUAAAUUUAUGAAAUAUACAGAGGAUGUGCCAAUUUUUAAAAUGUGUAUUUUGUGUACGAUGCAGGGCAUGGAACUUCAGCUCCUACCCAUUGUGCUACUUUCACUUACCAAUAUUUUAAACGCAAAGAUGUUUCCAAUUAUCUGAUUAAAAAAUUAGUGUAAUUAUAUAUGUAUGCAUGUACAGUUGUUUUAUAUACAUACAUAUAUAUUUAUAUAGAUGUUGCCGGUUAAUGAGACUUGUUGAAGUAAACUUUACAUUUUAAAUGA
Frankliniella occidentalis (western flower thrips) is the source of this 7483-nucleotide messenger RNA. Its product is annotated as receptor-type guanylate cyclase Gyc76C. NCBI's taxonomy places the organism in Eukaryota, Metazoa, Arthropoda, Insecta, Thysanoptera, Thripidae. The coding region runs from base 35 to 4441 and encodes 1468 amino acids. Gene Ontology annotation, molecular function: guanylate cyclase activity; protein kinase activity; ATP binding. The transcript is spliced from 22 exons. Gene Ontology annotation, biological process: receptor guanylyl cyclase signaling pathway; cGMP biosynthetic process; protein phosphorylation. The record is from RefSeq and is a predicted model, not a curated record.